GUCAGGGGAGUAUAUGGUUACAGUGCCGGCGCUUAAUGUCAGUGUGUGAGUGGUGUCCCAGGCAGGUGGCAGAGAGGGGCAGCUGCUGAAGCUAUCACUGCUCCCCUGGAUGCAGCGGAAGAUGGAGGAUGCAGAAGCCCGGGAACCUCUGGGGAACCCGGAUAACAAGGCAGCCAUGUGGGAGCGUGUGGGCUGCCUGGCCAGAAAGCUGUUCUCCUGGAAAGUGUUGAAGAUCCUGGUUCUGGGCCAGAUGCUCUCUCUCUUUAUAUGUGGGACAGCGGUGACCAGUCAGUACUUGGCAGAGAUCUAUAAAGUGGACACUCCAAUGCUACAGAGCUUCAUCAACUACUGCCUGCUCUUCCUGGUCUACACUGUCUGGCUGGCGUUUCGGAAGGGAGAGAAUGGCCUUUUGUACAUAGUAAGAAACAAAUGGUGGAAGUAUAUAUUGCUGGCCAUCGUGGAUGUUGAAGCCAACUAUUCCAUAGUUAAAGCUUACCAGUUUACUUCCAUUACCAGCGUGCAGUUGCUGGACUGUGUUGGGAUUCCUGUACUGAUGGCUCUUUCUUGGUUCAUUCUUCGCUCGAGAUACAGAUUGAUCCAUUAUCUUGCUGUUGUGGUCUGUCUGUUGGGCGUUGGGACUAUGGUUGGUGCAGAUGUGUUGGCUGGAAGAGAACAAGGAAAAGCCAGUGACAUGCUAAUUGGGGAUGUCUUGGUUAUUUUGGGUGCCGCUUUGUAUGCGGUUUCCAAUGUGUGUGAGGAGUAUGUUGUGAAGAACCUGACCAGAGAGGAGUUCCUUGGGAUGCUGGGCCUCUUUGGAACCUUUGUUAGUGGGAUCCAACUCAUGAUCGUGGAGUACAAUGCCAUUGGCAAUAUACAGUGGGACUGGAAAGUGGGCCUGCUCUUUGCUGCAUUCGCCCUCUGCAUGUUCAGUCUCUAUAGUGUGAUGCCAGUGGUCAUAAGGAUUUCAAGCGCUACCUCUGUAAACCUGGGCAUCUUGACCGCUGAUAUGUACAGCCUCCUGUUUGGCCUCUUUUUGUUUGGGUACAGUUUCUCUAUACUGUACAUCCUGGCAUUUGUC
Molecule: messenger RNA, 1078 nt
Organism: Xenopus tropicalis (tropical clawed frog)
Lineage: Eukaryota; Metazoa; Chordata; Amphibia; Anura; Pipidae
Gene: slc35f2
Product: solute carrier family 35 member F2
Biological process (GO): transmembrane transport
Cellular component (GO): endomembrane system; membrane
Molecular function (GO): transmembrane transporter activity
Source: RefSeq, marked provisional